Messenger RNA from Sardina pilchardus (European sardine), 2087 nucleotides. RefSeq names its product major facilitator superfamily domain containing 4Aa (gene slc60a1a). Lineage: Eukaryota; Metazoa; Chordata; Actinopteri; Clupeiformes; Clupeidae. The transcript is spliced from 10 exons. The record is from RefSeq and is a predicted model, not a curated record. The coding region runs from base 99 to 1616 and encodes 505 amino acids.
AACGCGUACUACCCAGCCUCACCGCCAAAACACUAUUCACCAUGAAAAUCGAAUGACUGGAGACGCGUUCGAACUUUUAAAAAAAAAGUUUUACAACAAUGCAGUUCAUGGACUCACGGGUAUGGAGUCUGUUCAAAAGCAACUGGCAAUAUACGCUAACUUACUGGAGUGCGUUCUUCAGUUUUGGGUUAUGCGUGGCAUUUCUAGGUCCGACCAUCCUGGACCUGCGCUGUCAAACGCAUUCAAGCCUGCAGGAGAUUACCUGGGUCUUCUUUACGCAGCAGUUAUUCCUCUUUGUUGGCAGCUCAAUUGGUGGCUUCUUCAAUAAAUCACUGAGAUGCUCGUUGUCAGCGCUGGCUGUGUGCACCCUGCUCAUCUCGGUAGUCUUCGCCAUGAUUCCCCUCUGUCACAGGGUGCUGGCACUGGCCGUCGCCAUGGCAGUGGCUGGACUGGCCAUGGGGAUCAUCGACACCAUAGCCAACUUUCAGCUGGUUAAACUUUACCAGAAAGACUCCACCGUUUUCCUUCAGGCACUCCACUUCUUUGUUGGACUGGGGGCAUUGUUGAGUCCUCUGAUUGCUGACCCGUUCCUGUCUGAGACGCCGUGUGUGCUGUCCAAUGGCACAGCCCACACCAACAACACGAUGCGCCACAUCAGAAACACACUGAGCGGAAUCCGCACUCAGAACAUGUCCCAGUUCCCGUUCCACACCGAGGGGGAGGCCGUCACAAACGUCUCCUACGCUUUCUGGAUAAUGGCUCUGAUCAAUCUGCCUGUUCCGAUAGCCGUGUUUGUGCUCAUGUACAGAGAGAGACUGAUAGGCUGCGGUUCCGGCGCCAGAACUCGUCUGCUGGAGGGAGACACGUUGGCCAUGAGGGCCCAGGGCUCUUCUGCCUCGACGACCACCCCAUCCCAAAGCAGCAUAGAUAACUUGAGCCUGUUUAGCUGUUGUCGUUAUGGUGACCUAACUGGACAGCCACUGGGGUUUGUUGCCAUCCAUGUCCUGGCAGGGAUGGUGCUGUUCUUUUCAGAUGGCAUUGUGGGUGCCUACGAGGGGUUUGUGUACUCGUAUGCUGUGGCUGAGCCCUUGUCUAUGUCCCAUAAAACAGCUGGUUAUCUGACCAGUGUAUUUUGGGCAGCCAUCACAGCUGGCCGACUGGCAGCCAUUCCCCUGUCAUAUCGCUUUGCGGCCAGUCGCCAACUCACUGUCCACCAGAUAGGAGUGAUGUGCACCUUGUUCAUGCUGCUCAUGUUGUACACCAGUCCGGCGUUCCUGUUCAUAGGCACCCUGGUGCUGGGCCUUUCCAUCAGCGCUGUGUAUCCCAGCAUGCUGGCUUUCACUGAGGACAUGCUCAACUACAGAGGUUGUGCCACCACUUUGCUAGUUACCAGUGCGAGCAUGGGUGAGAUGUUUCUCCAGCUGCUCGUGGGAUGUAUGAUGCACAGUCAGGGAAGCUACAGCUUCAUGGUGUGUGGAGUCAUCUUCAGCGUCCUGGGCCUUAGCUCAUACCUCUUGCUUCUGUACUGCCGGCGGUUUUACAUCGCCCAGUCCACAGGUGACGUGGAGAAGAAGACAAAGGCAGACAAUGCAGACGUGAAUGGUGUGAGCCACUGAGACGGAGGCGUGGCAUCAGAGUUAUUGUGGCACAAGGAGAGGCCAGGGAGGGAUGAUGAUGAAAAGAAGGGAACUAGAGAAACAUGGCAAGCUGCUGACGACAGGGCUCGUUCUGCUGUGUCACUCACAGGACAUGAAAUUCAUCUCACGACAAAAUCAAAACUGCACACCGAUCAAAGACUAAAUAUGUACAUAAUUACCAGAUUUUACAUAGAAACUAUUGAUUAAACUGUUACAUACUGUAUGCAUUAAUGAAAACAUUUAUUUUUGUAGAAAUAACAACAAUUCAACUCACCAAAUUGCCUCCUGGAGCCUACUGUUUUUUUUUUCAGAUUGUGGAUUGUUUGAGGCUAAGAGCAGGUAUUUCCUGAAAGAAGAAUUAUGACAUAGCAUGAACAUAGCUGACAUUUCCACUCCCCAAUGCUAUGAGAGUACGUUAUUAUGUCUGUUCAUUGUGUCUAGCAGGGCAGU